Molecule: messenger RNA, 1329 nt
Organism: Salvelinus namaycush (lake trout)
Lineage: Eukaryota; Metazoa; Chordata; Actinopteri; Salmoniformes; Salmonidae
Product: protein-serine O-palmitoleoyltransferase porcupine-like
Exons: 12
Coding region: 1-1329 (442 amino acids)
Biological process (GO): lipid modification; protein palmitoylation; canonical Wnt signaling pathway
Cellular component (GO): endoplasmic reticulum; membrane
Molecular function (GO): Wnt-protein binding; palmitoleoyltransferase activity
Source: RefSeq, a predicted model, not a curated record
AUGGGGUCCUUCAGCCGACAGGAGUUCUUCCAUGAGCUUGUGGAGGGCUGCCUUCUGCCCACCACUCAGCAGGGCCUGGAGCAGGUCUGGCAGCUUCUGGUCAUCUGCCUUCUAUGCCGACUUCUCUGGAUUCUGGGCCUCCCAUCCUAUGUGAAACACCUGAGCACUGUGGCAGGAGGGUUCUACACCCUGUACCUGUUCUUUGAGCUCCACAUGGUGUGGGUGGUACUGCUCAGUCUACUGUGCUACCUCAUCCUCUUCCUCUGUCGACACUCCAGUAACCGGGCCACCUUCCUCUCCAUCACCAUCCUCAUCUACCUGCUCAUGGGAGAGCUGCAUAUGAUGGACACCACCACCUGGCACAAAAUGAGAGGUUCCCAGAUGGUGGUUGCCAUGAAGGUCAUCUCUCUAGCCUUUGACCUGGAUCGAGGUGUGGUGGCUAAUGUGCCUUCUCCUGUGGAGUUCAUGGGCUAUAUCUACUUUGUUGGGACUAUCAUAUUUGGGCCCUGGAUCAGCUUUAACAGCUACAGAGAGGCUAUAGAGGGCCGCAAACUGAGUUUCUCCUGGAUAUGGAAAGUGUGUGUCAGCUGGGUGAAGAGCCAGCUGUGUCUGAUCACCUCUAACUGUGUUGCUCCCUACCUCUUCCCUUACUUCAUCCCCAUCUACGAAGACAAGCUGCUACGCAAGUGGCUCCUGGCCUAUGAGAAUGCACUCUCAUUCCACUUCAGCAACUACUUUGUGGGUUACCUGAGUGAGACCACCACCACUCUGGCUGGAGCAGGCUUUACUGAGGAGAAAGACAACCUCAAAUGGGAUAUGAUGGUUGCUAGGCCCCUGCAUGUGGAGUUUCCCAGGUCUAUGGUGGAGGUGGCCACCUCAUGGAAUCUGCCCAUGUCCAGAUGGCUCAACACCUAUGUUUUUACCAGUGCUCGCAACCUUGGAACCUUUUCAGCCAUCCUAGUGACAUACACAGCCAGUGCACUUCUACAUGGUCUCAGCUUCCACCUGGGUGCAGUGCUACUGUCUCUCGGGUUCAUCACGUAUAUUGAGCAUGUUUUGCGGAAGAGAUUGGCAGCCAUUUUUAAUGCGUGUAUUCUGUCAAAGAAAUGCCAGCCAAACUGUUCUCACACGAACAAUAAGGUCCUGUGGGUGUACAUCAUUAACGUAGCCUUCAGCACCCUGGCUGUCUUCCACCUGGCAUACCUGGGCUCUCUGUUCAACUCCAGUAGUGAAGUGGCCAACCACACCAUUCAGAAGUGGUCGGAGCUGAGCUGGGCCAGCCACUGGGUGACAUUUGGCUGCUGGGUGCUCUACCGCAUCAUCCUCUAA